ACUUAGCGUGCUCGCCCUUCCGGUCGGCACGGAGGCGGGGCGCGUGACGCACUUCCGCUUCCGCCUGGGCGUAGGGGUGGCGGUGGUGCUGGGGGCCGCCGCCUGCUGCCUGGCUCCGCUCCGGCCUGCGCCGUGCUGCGCUACUAUCGCAGCAAAAUGUCUGGAACUGAUGAUUUUUCGUUGGCAGAUGCUUUACCCGAUCAGUCUCCAGCUAAAACCUCCAAAGUGAGCAGUGGGAAGCCCGGCCAGCAGCCCGGCCAGCCGCCGCAGGGUUGGCCUCCAUCGAACCCCUGGAACAACCCGAGCGCGCCGCCCGCGGGGCCGAGCGCGCUGCCGCCGAACACGUCCGCUUCCAGCGUGCCCUUCGGACCUCCGCCUACAGGAAUGUAUCCUUCAAUGCCCCCCGGACCGCCUGCUCCAUUUCCUCCUCCUCCUACCGGACCCUCUUGCCCUCCUCCUGGAGGUCCAUAUCCGCCCCCAGCUGUGCCGGGUCCCGUCCCACCAGGGCAGUAUCCUCCACCCAACAUGCCCUUUCCAGAGCUUCCAAGACCUUAUGGCGGUCCAACGGAGCCAGCUGCGCCUCCUGCUCCCGUUGGGCCGUGGGGAUCCAUGCCCUCUGGAGCAUGGGGACCGACAAUGGGAGGGCAGUAUCCUGCACCCAGCAUGCCAUAUCCACCCCCGGGGCCAUACUCUGCUCCUACCCAGACUCCAGGGGCAGCGCCAACAGUACCGUGGGGUACAGUCCCACCUGGAACGUGGGGACCUUCACCGCCAGGUCCGUUUCCUCCACCCACAGGAUCGUACCCGGCUCCAGGACUGUAUCCUACGCCCCCUAAUCCUUUUCAAGUGCCGUCUGGUCCUGCUGGUGCUCCGUCAAUGCCUGGUGGUCCCCAUCCUUACCGUUGAAUACGUUCUGGGCAACAAAGUACUGUAGCUUUCCACCUUCAUCCACUACUUACAGAGAUUUUUACAGUUUUUGUUUCAGUAAUGUUUGGGGCUAUGAAGAAUACUUGCCUCUUGUAUGUGCAUUUGAGGUAUGAAGGAGCAAUUUAGCAAUUUGCAUAAUAUUAACUUGCUCGUAUGCUGGCGUAAUUGUUUGGUUUGAUAAAAACGAGCUGCAGAGAGCAGAAGUAAAACUGAAAUCUGUGGUUCUUACUCUGGCAAGUGUUCCUUGGAAAAAUGAGAGCUUGCAAAACAAAAACAGCUUAAAUUUCCACGAAUGCUUUAAGUCUUGUUGCCAGACUUGUGCUGGUUGUUGAACGGCUGGAUAGUCACAUCUCGUCUGUUUUCAGGUUGUUCUAAAAUGUCAAUAAAGAGCAUUUCAGGAUUUUUGUCAAGAAAUCUUAAUUUUUGAACGUGCUACGGUAACGGAAACGAAAGAGAACGGAGCGCGUGAACUCGAAGGAUCUCUCAGCAUUUUGUAAAUACUCAAAACAAUUGCUCAGUCUGGGACCGCGGAGGAGAAGACGCGAGUUUGAGAUGCUCGGUGUGACCUGGGAGCACGCUGCUGGUGUUUGCAGGCAGGUGUCUCUGUGCCAAUGGAAUGACCUGGACGUGCAGUUCACUUUGAAUCAACCGGUGUGAGUUUCGUGCAUGCCCACGAGGACAUCGUUUUGCCAGUUCUCGUUCUGUGGUGGUUGGAGGUUUGCCUUGGUCUAUGUAAAGAAUUAAUUCCCACGUAGGUAAAGUACUUCCCCGUAUCUAACCUGGGUUCUAGCUGUUUCAAAUCUGACUUGCCUGCCGGGUUGCGUAAACUCAGCAGGUGUUUUCAGAGUCCCUAGAAACUGAACUUGAGCUUAAUGAUGAAAUAAACCAGCCUGGCCGUUCCCUUCCCAGCUGGUUUGGGCGAGGCAUUCCCUUGUGUCCGCUGCGGAGAUCCCUCGUGCCAUCCUUACUGCCACAGCGAGUCUCACUGGGGCUCCACUGAGCAUGGAAAUGGAGAGCAGCCCUCUGUUCUCAGCUAGGUGCCUGCAUACCUCACUGAGUAAGCGUAAUUUGGGAGGAAUUGAAUGUUUAGAAGCCUGCGCGCUGCUGUGUAGCUGUCCCUGCUCUGGGAGGGGCACUGCAGUGAGUCUUUAUGUUCUUGCCAUAUCUGUGCAAAGAAGGGGGAGCUGCUGGCUUCGUAGCGUUCCCGAGGCACGGCCGCGUGUCGGUGAGGAGCUCUGGGGCUCUGGGUGGUUCUUCAUAGCCCAGCUUUGACCGUGGAUGGUUUGUUUUUAUCCCCCGAUGGGGAUAUCCUAACUUAGCCCCUGUAGGUAGAAUUAGGAACCAUGCUUAACAUGGUAGCUCGUUAGGGAGUCUUCGUAUCGUGGAACUGUGAAAGCAAGUUAAUUCGUUUCCCAUACCUUCCCAUGGCGUCCUGCAUGCGUGUGAUGAACUUCGUAAGAACAAGUGGGGUGACCUGGUAGCGACGCUUGGUGGCUGUCCGAGCCCUUCCAGCAAAGCCCUGCGCUGUCUUUGCAGAGGGGAGCCGUGGCUCCUUCUCAUCUGCCUUGAAAACCGAGAGCGAAGGUACGAGCAUCUUUCUCCUUUCAAUGUUAGGAAGACAGUGCUGGAGCCAAACAGAAAUCCUUCGUGUUUCGGCAUAAAACCCAGCUCUGCAGGCCUAGCGAGCAGAGCCCCAAGUGUCAGUGUUACCUUAACCGAGCCCCUUGGCCUCCCAGACAGCGCGCUCCACUUAGAGCUUGGCAAGACCGAUUCAAAAUAAACACAGUAGAACACUGCCUACAUUCGCUCAAGUGCUUUUAAUGUAAAUACCUGCAGCCUUAGGUUAUGAAGCGAUGCGAUGAACAACACCUAUCCCGAAUGGACGGGUCGUGCAGUAGCGGCGCUCCACUUUCCGAUUGCACUGGUGUGUCUUUGCAGGGAAUGGGAAGAGGUAGGAAAGGAGAAAGCAGCAAACGUAGCAAGGUAAUGACUUGUGGCAAGGGGAUUUGUGACGGUAACUAGGCUUCUAGGUUCUUCCUGGAGUAGGCAGGAUUUAUUACUGGAACAUUUAGGCUACAAUUCAGUAGAUAUGGGAUGUUUUUUCAAUGUAUAUUCGUAUUUCUUGAGGUCACGAGAACUGUUUCAUAACCCCUUUGUUUUUGUGAGCCGAGUUCUUUGCAUAGCAGUGAGAAGGGUAUACCUGUUAAUCUAUUGUGUAAAAAAAAAAACACUCCAGUUGUCACUAUAUUACCGUGUAGUAACUUUAUCACAUGUUAUGUCAAGUGUGAGCAACUUCUGGCCUGAAGCUUUUGCAAUGGAGUUCGUACAUUUCUAUGCAUCGUUUGAGUUCAAUCGCUGAGGAGUUCGUUUUGACUUGUGCUUUGAGGUUGACAUCCUGCAUUUGUUUACAAUAUGAAAUAUAAGCAAUCACAUCUUCAAAGUAUAGAUUAUCACCUGCUGCUGUAUUUUCUUUAGAUGAAACAAAUAUUGCUGUAUGAUAGUGAGAAGCUAUAAAUACAGGAUUUGAUAUUUUUUUGAAAAUGCUGUCACUUUUGUAUAAGAUUAGACAUUAAACGUAUUUUCAAGAC
This is a messenger RNA of Numida meleagris (helmeted guineafowl), 3515 nucleotides long. It is a transcript of the gene MAPK1IP1L, whose product is annotated as mitogen-activated protein kinase 1 interacting protein 1 like. The record is from RefSeq and is a predicted model, not a curated record. Lineage: Eukaryota; Metazoa; Chordata; Aves; Galliformes; Numididae. The coding region runs from base 157 to 906 and encodes 249 amino acids. The transcript has 4 exons.